UCGUCCGCUGCUUGGCGGCCCCCCUCCCCACCCCGGCGCCGCGCCACCAUGGCCACCGCCACGGCGACCCCGCCGCAAUGCUGGCGAGGGCUCCCCGCUUCUGCGCGCGCACGCCCGCCUCUCCUCUCCCCCCUCCGCGUUCACCCCCUCGCCGCUCCCUUCCGUCCCCCGAGGCCCCGCCCCGCCAGCACUGCAGCCAGCGGAAGAGGAAGGCGAGCCGCCCUGGCCUGCUCCCCGAGGUGUACGCUGGAGACGGCCGGCCCGGCUGGGUUCGAUCCUCUGGGGCUCUACAAGGAGGGCCCGUCGGGGUCGGAUGCUUCUUCGCGGUCGCCCCUGUCGACCUUCUUCGGUAUCCUGGCGCCGGUGUUCGGGAGCUCCAGCGGGGGUGGCGCCAGGAGGGACAAGGCGUCCUAUGGCCGAGGAGCAGCAGCUGCAAUCGAGGAUAGCUCCAUUGACAUUGGUGACUUCUUCAAGGGCCCUCUGCCUGGGAAGUUCCUGAAGCUCCUUGGUUUUUUGGCCUUGUCUCGACUUGGUGUGUACAUACCCCUGGGUGGGGUAAACCGAGAAGCCUUUGCUGGGAACCUUGACCAAAACAGCCUGCUGGGCACUUUAGAUUCUUUCUCCGGUGGUGGUAUAGGUCGUCUUGGAAUAUGCUCCCUUGGCAUUGUACCAUUCAUUAAUGCACAGAUUGUGUUUCAACUCCUUGCACAACUGUACCCAAAAUUGCAAGACCUUCAGCGGAAAGAAGGGGAAGCAGGAAGAAAGAAGGUUCUUCAAUAUACAAGAUAUGCCUCUGUUGGUUUUGCAAUUGUCCAGGCUAUUGGACAAGUCCUUUAUCUCCGUCCUUAUGUGAUUGACUUCAGCACAGAAUGGGUUCUAACCUCGGUGACAUUAUUGACACUUGGUUCAGUCUUUACUACUUUCAUUGGUGAAAGAAUAUCUGAUCUGAAACUUGGAAACGGAACAUCUCUUCUUAUAUUUACAAGUAUUAUAUCGUACUUGCCUGCAUCAUUUGGGAGGACAGUUGCACAGGCAUUUCAAGAUGGGAACUAUGUUGGACUUAUCACAAUCAUAUUGUCGUUCUUUUUGUUAGUCCUUGGAAUUGUCUAUGUCCAAGAAGCUGAACGCAAAAUACCCCUGAACUAUGCUUCUAGAUACAGCAGUCGAACUGGGGGACUUCAACGAUCUGCAUAUCUACCAUUUAAGGUCAACAGUUCUGGUGUCAUGCCUAUCAUAUUUUCAACAUCUUCGCUGGCUUUGCCUGGUACUUUGGCACGGUUCACUGGCUUGGAGUUUCUUAAGAAGGCUGCCGUAGCCCUUAAUCCAGGAGGUUCUCUGUAUCUUCCAACCAAUGUAUUACUUAUAGCCUUUUUUAAUUACUAUUACACAUUUCUCCAAUUGGAUCCUGAUGAUCUUAGUGAGCAAUUGAAGCGGCAAGGUGCUUCAAUUCCUCUUGUGAGACCAGGGAAAAGCACAGCUGCUUAUAUUAAAACAGUUCUCAGUCGUAUAUCUGUCCUGGGAUCUGCGUUUCUUGCUGUGCUAGCUGCUGGACCUUCUGUGGUUGAACAAAUAAGUCACUUGACGGCAUUCCGGGGAUUUGCUGGUACAUCGGUGCUUAUCCUUGUUGGAUGUGCAACUGACACAGCUCGGAAAGUUCAAGCAGAAAUAAUUUCCCAGAAAUAUAAGAAUAUCGAGUUCUAUGAUGUUAACCGUUUUGACCAAUAGUUGAUCUCACUGGUCGUUCUUUUCAACCUGUACUUAACUUUUCAAUUGUGUAAUUGAGCUUUGGAUUCUUAGCUAAGCAUUUUAUCAUUGCCACUUGGAUUUUAUUUAAAUUCUACUGUGUAUAGCACUGAAAUCUAUACUUGAAGUAUACAAGCAUUCAUCUGUAUACUAACAUAGUAACAUGUCAAUACACUCAAAUCGUAAAACUAUGGAUCAUCGUUUAUUA
Messenger RNA from Panicum virgatum (switchgrass), 1951 nucleotides. RefSeq names its product preprotein translocase subunit SECY, chloroplastic-like. The record is from RefSeq and is a predicted model, not a curated record. The coding region runs from base 49 to 1725 and encodes 558 amino acids. Gene Ontology annotation, cellular component: chloroplast thylakoid membrane. The transcript is spliced from 8 exons. Gene Ontology annotation, biological process: SRP-dependent cotranslational protein targeting to membrane, translocation. Gene Ontology annotation, molecular function: signal sequence receptor activity; transmembrane protein transporter activity. NCBI's taxonomy places the organism in Eukaryota, Viridiplantae, Streptophyta, Magnoliopsida, Poales, Poaceae.